UACGGUAUGCCGCAGAUAACUUCAGCAGUCGCGUCGUUCUUAACGCUGUCCUAUCAUCGUAAUAACAAGGGAGAAAAAAAUACGGAUGUGUGUUUAUUUUUGUCAUUUGAAGACGCGAUAUAUUUUUUUAACGGCUUUAGUAUUCUGUGCACUGGAGAACUACGGAGAGAGUGGUGCCCGUGAUCUGUAACAAUUCAUCUGAACGAGCAGAGUAAAAGAGAUGGAGGACUCAGAAUGCCUAGCUCUGAAAGAUCUCACCCCAAGGAAGAUAAAAAUGGACUUGGUGUCUGAGAGCAAGCAGGAGCAGAAGGAAAACAUAUGCACUGAACGCACAAUAUUGACCCCAUUGAAAGCAGAUGUGUCAGGAUUUUUGGCUAGGCCAAAGGCCUUCACCCCCGAAAGAGUACAUAUUACACCAGUGAAGCAAACCGACAGACCUCAGGGAGACCCCUGGACUCCAACAUCUAAUCUAAAGAUGCUCAUCAGUGCGGCAAGCCCAGACAUUAGGGACAGGGAAAUGAAGAAGAGCCUGUUUCGUCCCAUUGAAAACGAGAAGGAUGCCACCUUUGACAAUAGCCAGUUUGACAACAUAGAUGACUGCACAGCUGAUGAGUUUGAAAAGCAGCGGCCCAGCAGGAAACUAAAAAGCUUGGGUUUGUUAUGUCAGAAGUUUCUGGCUCUAUAUCCAGAUUACCCCAUCUCAACAGAGAAGACAACAAUCUCUUUAGAUGAAGUUGCAGCAAAUCUUGGAGUGGAACGCAGGCGAAUCUACGACAUUGUAAAUGUCCUGGAGUCCCUCUUGCUGGUAAGCCGUGUUGCCAAGAACCAGUAUUGCUGGCACGGACGGCACAAACUGAGCCAGACUUUGGAGACUCUUCAUAAUAUGGGCAAGAGGCAGAGGUAUGGGGAACAAAUGGCACAGAUACAGGAGAAGGAAUUAAAAUCAAGAGACCCGAGAAAAGAAGGCUGUCUUUCUGAACCUCAUGGGGAACUGACAGAUGAUAUGGAGCUAGACGCAGAAAUGACUACAGGUUCUGCUUGCAAGAGAAAAGACAAAUCCUUGAGAAUCAUGAGCCAAAAGUUUGUAAUGUUGUUCCUUGUGUCCAAGACCAAGAUUGUCACACUUGAUGUCGCAGCUAAAAUCCUCAUUGAAGAGAGCCAGGAUGCUUCUGACCAAAGCAAAUUCAAAACAAAAGUCCGAAGGCUGUAUGACAUAGCAAAUGUCUUGACUAGCCUGGGUCUCAUCAAGAAGAUCCAUGUGACUGAAGAAAGAGGCCGUAAACCUGCAUUUAAAUGGAUUGGCCCUGGAGAUUUCAGAAGCAGCAGUGAUAUUCCUAAGGCAGCUGCUAUUUUAGAUAAUGGGUCUGCAGUCUUUGAAGAACAUCUAGACACCAGACCCCAGCUAGCAUUGUGUGGUAAACAGAAAAUGGCACGCCAUAGCUCCUUCAAUGUGAUCCCAACAACCACAGUCAUCCAGCGGAGAGUCAGCUCUGCACCCAGCAGCCCUCGCCAAGCUAAAGCUUUAUCUCCAGAGAACGACAGCUGCCGGCAGAAAGUGCCAAAUGUAACAGCAGUGUGUAAAUUGAAGUUUGAGGGCAACAUGAUAAAUAAACAUGCAGCUAGACCACUGAAUCUCACACCAGCUAGAUGUGAGUUACCAGCUGUAAGCGCUUUAAACUAUUCUACGGCUGUACCGAGUUUUGGCCACCCCUUGCCUAAGACGGAUCUCCUCUACUCUGCACUGUAUCCAAAUGGGGUGAUGAGAUGUCCACCCACUGUUUCAAGUGGCUUGCUCACUCCGCCGACAGAUUCAGCUCCAUUCAGCACCCAGUCUUCUCUUGUGUACUUUCCCAGCCUGCCACCCUCUCCAAUUUUCAUGGUGUAUGGCAAAGGUGCUCCACAAUCUGCUCACCCCGGAGUUGAGGGUCAGAGGUCUCCUACAUAUACUGAAGCAGAAACACAUUUGAAGAGUGGAGUUUUAAAGAGGAUCCUGAUAGAGGAACAGGAGCAAGAAAAGGAACAGACCUCAAAGAAACAAAAGAUUGAUAAGGCUCACCCUGGUGCUUCACAAGAUAGGUGCUUAAAUGAAAGAAGUGGCAAUAUUCUAACCCAACACAUCCCAAAUACAUCACCUGAGAUGACCACAACAGCAGAAUCCCAAAUGUGUGCCUCUUCCCCAGCUAGAGUUCAGUCCUCUCCACACAAAGCACAUAACGGCAAGACAUUAAAGUGUACAGAAGGAGAGGUGGAGGAAAAGGAUGGAGACCAGCUCAGCCCUAGUCGUCGCCUUCCUACUUCUCACUAUCUAUGCAUGCCAUCUGCAGCAGGUCUGAAUGGGCUCAACUUCUUAGUUCCUGCUAGUCACGCUGGCAGCAGCCUUGCCCUCUCUCCAAGUCGUUUGGCCUCUGUAGCUGUUCCAUGUGUGGUUCUUCCCUCCACGGCACUCUCUUCCUUCCCUGUCAUUGGUGGCACCCUUCCUGGAAAUGAUACCGGCUCAGUUAAACUGAAGAUUUCCUCAGCGCACUUUCUGUUUGGAGCUCAGCCGGUUGUAAGCUCGAGGUCUCCAGACCGGCCUGUCUGUCAAGACAUUCCUGCAGCUUAUACUGGGAAUCUUCAACCAGAACCGGACAGCUCCUGUGGUGCUGACAAUCCAAAGUCUCCAGAGAGUAUGGGCCGGUCAUUUGUUUUCCCUCGAAUGUAUCAUGAGCCUCCUCUCACACCUAAAGAAGUCUCAUCCUCUUCAGAGACCUUCUUCCAAACACCGAGCACAACCAUUAAUAGUGCCUCCCGGAAACGCUUCACCAGAGCACCAAACAGGACAGGCAGCUGUGCACAGAGAAGACUUGAAAUUGGGAGCCAUGCAGCUAACUGAGCCACCUUAAUGAUUUUUAACUCUCUUGAAUUGGGUUUCAUUGUCAUUUUAAGGGUAUUACUGUAUACCCUUUGGCUCGGCUGACUUUUUCUCUGUCUAAGGAAUCGCUUAUUGCCGCUUCAGUGAAUGGCUGUGCUAAGCAUUUACUUGGCAAACUGAGCCUUGUUUUUAUUUCUUUCAUUUCCAAAUGUUUAUUCCAUCUGCCAGCCUCAUGAUUGCUGCAGAGUUCUUUGAAAAAGAUUUGAUCUGCAGUGACAUGGGUAGCUGCUGAUCAGGAACUAGCAUCAAAAGCAUUAUGUUAAUAUGGGCUUCUUUAUGCAAUUGCAUAUUGGACAAAUGCUUCUCCAUUUAGCCCAAGCAUUGACUUAAAAAAAAAAAAAAAAAAGUUUACAUUUUUAUUUUUUUUUUAUUUUUUACUGGAGGAUUGACAGCAAAUUAUUAUUUUGCAAACCUUUCCUAUUUUGUGUCCUAUAUGCUGACUUUUAUUUGACUGGACCAAAAUCUAAAUGAAAUUACUACAGCGGAAAGAAGGAGGAAAAAAAUGUGAUAAUGUGUGUUGGACUGUGAUAGCUGAGAAACUAAGUAAUGAUGCGGUCCCACCACCAAAGCCUAGUGGCCAUGAUAUUUUAUUUAUUGAGUAUUGUAUUGUGAGAGGAAAAACCACAGUACUGGUGGGUGAAGUUGUAGGAGAUGCCAAGAGAAAGCACUUGGGCUUCAGCAGUCACCAGCAUGGCUGGUCUGUGAUAUCCCGUGACAAACAGAUGCAAUAAGAAUCAGAGUUUUGCAUAAAGCUAAAAUGUUUGCAUUUUACUCAAGCCAAAUAUGAGGACAGAUGCCAGAUAACAAGCAAAUGGCAAGUUUCAUCGGCAGAGAGUUACCAUGUUGGCUUCACUUUCAGAAUACACUGCUAGCAUCAGAUUUGUGGGUGGGUUUUUAAUGACCUCAAAGAGGCAACCCCUCACAGAAUGGUAGACUAGCAUAUUCAUCAAACAGGUCUAAGAAUAUAUAGAAUUAUUUCAAAGUGAUAGAUCAAGGCUAUCCUACAACUUUAAAAAAUGGUAAAUCAUAUUGGUCAAUGAAAACAUUAUUUGACAGCACUAAGUGGCAUAAUGUGCCAAGUGUUUAUAGAAGCACAAAGGUUGAAAAGCAAUAGUCAUUUUUUUUUUCAAUUUGUAAUUUUUAUUGAUCUAAAAAAAAAAAAAAGUUGCCUUUUACUUUUUAAUUUACCCUUGAGCAUCAGUCCGCUCAGGGUUGGCAAAUUUUCCUAGCGUAAAGGAGAUAUGACACUAAGGUUUUCCAAAGCACCAUGACUGUUAUAUAUAUCAUUUAUAGAGGUCAAGGUAGGGAAAAGUAAGAAGACUAAAAACUUUGCGUCUAUCAUGGACCCUGGGGUCCUUGCAGUCUUAACCUCCGAUCCCGCAGUUUGGGCACAGGCAGAUUGGUUAUGCUUGUUAUGUGUCAUAAAGUGCAGUGAACUUUUUAAUUGGCACUACUCCUAAUAUUAAAAGGCCCUAGGAAGGUGCAUUUUGCUUUUGUUUUUUAGUUCAGUAGGUGAAUGUUAAACCAAAAUCCAUGAAAAGGGUAAUUACUUUGCUAUCCGAAUAAAUCUAGACCACAAAGUAAUGACAAAGGUACUUUAGCAAAGGAUCUGGAGAAAGGUUUUAGUAAUAUUUAGUACAUUGCUUGUAUUAUUUAUUUAUUUUAGUGCUGAAAAAAAAAUAGAUUAAGUACUUGAAAGUAUCUUGUUUACACAUCUAGUGAUGCUUAAGGUAUGGUUCUAGUGUCACUGUUUUGUACUGUACUUUUAUAAAAGAAGAACAAAAAAUGCAGAAGUCCUCUGGGGCAGAAUUUUAAAAUUAAAUAUUUGUUUGGGGGCGGGGGGGUGGUGCAAAACUGAGGCUAAGAAUAAAAUUUAACGGUACGUCAUCCAA
This is a messenger RNA of Polypterus senegalus (gray bichir), 4803 nucleotides long. RefSeq names its product E2F transcription factor 7 (gene e2f7). Gene Ontology annotation, cellular component: RNA polymerase II transcription regulator complex. Lineage: Eukaryota; Metazoa; Chordata; Cladistia; Polypteriformes; Polypteridae. The transcript has 13 exons. Gene Ontology annotation, molecular function: DNA-binding transcription factor activity, RNA polymerase II-specific; RNA polymerase II cis-regulatory region sequence-specific DNA binding. The record is from RefSeq and is a predicted model, not a curated record. Gene Ontology annotation, biological process: regulation of transcription by RNA polymerase II. The coding region runs from base 221 to 2872 and encodes 883 amino acids.